AUGAAGGAUAUACUUAGAGCAGUGCGUCAGCCUGGCCCGCACCAACUCCUUGUCAAGACGUCCCACAUUGGACAGAACCCAACUGACGUCCAGUCGUUUGACUCGAAUGCGUUCGGCGAUGGCGCAGUGCUGGGCUGCGACUUCGUCGGCACCGUAGAGACGUUGGGCAAGGACGUCUCGAGGGCCAGACAAGGCGACACCAUCGCUGGACUAAUCUGGGGCGGUGAGCUGAAGGGUCUCGGGGCGUUCAGCGAGCAUGCCCUUGCAGACGAGAAAAUCAGUUUCAAGGUGCCGAAAUCCGUCCCUGUGGCCGAAGCUGCCACCGUGCCGUUGGCAUCUGCAACAGCGUGGCUCGCUCUGUUCUCCAAGGACUGUUUGAGUAUCCGGAGGUCUCACGGCGAGGACGUGUCCGUUCUCGUCUGGGGCGGCAGCUCUAGCGUCGGUCAGUACGCCAUCCAAUUAGCUGCGAUGUACAACUUCAAGGUUAUUACCACGUGCAGUGAGCGCAAUUUCGACCUGGUUAAGUCGCUCGGGGCACACCACGCCUUCGACUAUCGCAAUCCCGAUGUGGUGAAGCAGAUCCGAGAAGUUGUUCCAGACUUGGAAUACGUCUUUGAUACCAUCGGAGGUUCCGAUUCAUCCAGGCUGGCCUCGAAUGCCCUCAAGGAGACUGGUGGUAGGCUUUGCACAGUCAGGCCCGGUAAAGCCAACACGGAAUCAGUCAGCAAGCAGACAACGGUCACAGACGUGCUUAUUUGGACUGCAUUCCUCAAGGACCACAGAUAUGGAGACUUUUUCUGGCCGGCAAACCAUGAUGAUCAUGAAUUAGCCUCGAUACUCUUUGACAAGUUGCCCGAGUGGCUCGAGACUGGCAAGAUAAAGCCAAACGGUGUAAAGGUCUUGAAAGGGCUGGACACUGUUCCUGAAGUUUUGCAGGAGUACAGGGAUGGCAAGAUCUCCGCUUACAAGAUUGUGUAUGAGAUUUGA
Diaporthe citri is the source of this 987-nucleotide messenger RNA. RefSeq lists its product as uncharacterized. NCBI's taxonomy places the organism in Eukaryota, Fungi, Ascomycota, Sordariomycetes, Diaporthales, Diaporthaceae. Gene Ontology annotation, molecular function: oxidoreductase activity, acting on NAD(P)H. The record is from RefSeq and is a predicted model, not a curated record. Bases 1 to 987 code for a protein of 328 amino acids. The transcript is spliced from 6 exons.